UCUGCAGCCCAUUUUUGAGAAUUCCGCGCCGAAUGAGAAGUGCCACGCCAAUUAGAAAUUCUAGGAACGUUCUUUUCAAUCAUAACAUGUUGAAUUCGUGUGCUUGUUCCCUUCUUUUAGUGGACAACCCAGCGUUCUAUGACAGCGAAUCCGGCCUGUGCUCUAAGGAAGAUGUUUAUCAAAAGAAACAGAGCACGUGGUCCAGCGACGACAGCCCUUGUAAGAAGAAGCAAUGCAACGGAAGGCUAGUCCUGUUGAUGGUUGCUAUCUGCCUCCUGUUAGCUGUGCUCAUGGCCAUGGUCACGGCCGUCAUUUAUUUAGCAGUUGGAGAAGUUCGAACUACUUGGCAAGACGAAACAGAAUUUCAAGAAAUGGAAGAAGGUAUCACCUUGGUUGAAGGUCACUUGCGCAUCACCAACAGAGUCUUCACAAAAGAUCUUUUACAACCGCACAGUGAAGCAUUCCGGAAAUUAGCUUUGCAAAUCACACAUUCAAUGGAUACAGUAUUCCUCCAUUCUCUUGAGUAUUACAACGAAACGAGGGUUCUAAGUUAUAAGGAAGGAAGCGUGAUUGCUCAGUGCCAUAUUCACUUCUCGAAGCCCCGAAUGGAUGCCACGCACCAGGUGGGGAUGGCAGUCGUCCAGGCCCUCGAGAGGCACCAUGGAUACCUGCCCGGAGGACUGUUGCAGGUAGACAUCCGAUCUUUGCACUUUACAGGUCUUCCUGGUUCGGGCAGUGAAGUUGUUUCUAGUGAGCAGGCGAUAGUAAAAGACGACUCAGAGACCUCAGCACCCAUCGCUGUGGUGCCGACUACGACGACCGAAGCUGCGCCUUCUGACUGCGGAGGCGAGUGCGAGGAGGGUCAGGUGUGCCUCUUCCUGCCGCAAACCCCCUUUUCUCGGUGCUUGGUGCCUCGGGACGCCCACGAUCCCACUGGAUGCGGAGGUUGGUGCAUGAGCGAACAUCAGCUCUGCAGGAGAUUGGGCAACUCCACCUUCCAGUGCACGGACAACUUGGCAUCGUGCAAAAUAGGCGAGUGGAAAUGCGACAAUGGCUUGUGCAUAGAAUCCAAGAAACGAUGCAACGGACGAGUCGACUGUUACGAUAUGUCAGAUGAGUUAGACUGUGAAUGUGGGGAAGGGAUGUUCCGUUGUGGAAACAGCACCCCAUGCUUACCUGAGAAGCUCAGAUGUGAUGGCCAUGUUGACUGCUGGGAUGCCAGCGACGAAGUCAAUUGCACAAAGAGUUGUGGGGAGAACAAAUUCACGUGCAACGACGGACGCUGCAUCCAGAUGUCUCUGUUCUGUGAUCGCUAUCCGGACUGCCCGGACGGGUCAGACGAGCCGGAGGGGUGCAGCGAGUCUUGCCUUCAGACCCAGAAGCAGUGCCAGAAUGGACGUUGCGUCGGACUCGCGUUGUGGUGCAACGGAAAUGAUGAUUGCAAGGAUGGCUCGGAUGAAAUGGGAUGCGUGAGCACGUGAUCGAUGUGGCUGCUUUCUUCCAAAAGUUGUCCGUUCACAGAAAAGAAAAUAGAAUUGAAGAUGACCCAAAUGGCCGAGUGACUGCAAUAGCAAUGAUCAUGUUACAUUCACUUUUAUUUCAAACCUGUACAUUCACUGAUUUUGCAAAUGGUAGAUUAUUAGUGAUAUUGCUUAUGGUACAACAGCAAUCAUUUUUUUUUCUCAGAUACACUUUUUAAGUCUUGCUCAUUUUCACAAUGAUAUAAAUUCUAAUUUAUAUAACAAAAUCAGUCACGUUAUUAAUAAUUUAAGUAUAUGACAAGUCUGAUUAAGUAUAUAUAUUUUAAUUUCAGGGACUCCUCAGUUAACGAUCGAAUUUCGUUCUCACGACCUGAUCUACACGUAUUUAACGUUCAAGUAUUUAUUUAAAAGAUAAUGAAAAUAAGUUUCAAUUUUUAAAUUUGGUUGCAUUAUGAGAAUUUAAAUAAUAAUUGCCUCAUAAAUAAUAGACAAAAUAUUCUGAAUAGAAAUAAUAAAAACCCAAAUAGUAAAGAUUAAUAUGUGGAAGUUUCUUAUCUGGCUGCUUACUGGCCACAGUGAUAAAAUAAUAAUCAAUAACCAUGAAAAUCGCAAAGUUGCUCUCAGCAUAACCUGUAAAAAAAAUCCUUUCAGCAAGCUGGAAGGCAAAGGUAGAUUUCUUUACGUCCAUGUUACUAUCUGACAACACAAAUUGUUGAGGUUGGAAAUAUUCAAACGUAGGACUUGAAAAUCACUUUUCAGCUCCUGACUUCUAAUAUAUUGCUUUUAUCGAAAAAUCUUAAAUACAAAAAUCAUUCAGCUUAAUGAAGCGCUAAUUUAACUAAUUGGAUUUAUUUUUCUAUCUUCAAUAUUAAGAAAGUUAUAGCGAAAUGAAAAUUUCAACUCCUCGCCAUUUCCAUCUCCUUUGAGCUGGAGAAGCCAUUUACGAACUCGUCCGAGAUUUUUACAUUUCUAACAACAUAUUCCAAGCCAGUUAAAAUACAAACUAAAUUACUCUAGUUAUUCUGUUUAUAAGAUAACACAGGUAAAAUUUUAUACACAUACAUAUACUAUAAAUGUUGAACGAAAAGUGGUUUUAAUUUUAGAGAUCAUGGAUCAGUGAAGAACUGAAGCAAUUUUCCCGAAGUUUUAUCAUGAGAACCAAAGCGUAAUCUUCCUAUAAGAAUCUACCUAAAAUUCGGAAGCUUGUACAAUUCUUAAAAUGAUAGUGGUUAAAUGAGGAGUACCUGAGUUGGGUCUAAAAGUGCUUAUAUAACCACUGAGAAAAAUGAUGUAAAUUUUCUACUUUUAAUUAGUGAACUGUAUUAUAGUUUCGGUGAAUUUAUCUAGAUCUUAUAUCUAUUGUAUUGUUAAUAACUGACAAUUUGUUUCCUUAGGAAUACUUUAGGACAUUUAUCUGCCUUAGCUUAUUACUUUUUUUUUCUUCCAUGUGAACGGACUACACAUUCUCAAUGGGCAUUUAUUUUCAUAUUUGUUUGCGAUCAAUGGCAUUAACCUUUCAUCAAAUUUCUCAACAACUUGUUGAAAAACUUCGAAACUUUUAAGUAUAUAGAAUUUAGAAAUUUAAUUUUGCCUCAAUAAUUAUUUAGUUAGUUCUUCCGAAAUUUAAAGAAUUGAAUUUUGGCAAAAGUUUUUCAAAUAUAUUAUUUCUGAUUUGAAAUUUUCAUUAAUGGCUAGCAAUUUACCUCUAAAUGUUAACAUUCUUUUAAAAAAGGGCAGUUGUAUAAAAAAAUUCAUUUAGAAGCCCUAUUAUUAAAAAAAAUUUCCAUAGCCCCCGUUCUCUUAACAUAUUAUAAGAAAAUAUUUAAUUAAAAAAACCACUUAUUUACUUUUCGUUUACAAUUAGAAAAAUCGUAAAUAAAUAAAAGGCUUAACAAGCAAUUUUCACUCUCUUAGUAAUACUGGCAAAGCAGUCGUCAAUUAUUUAUUACUUAGACUUGUUGAUUAUUAACUUUUAAAAGCUCAUAUAUAUUUUUAAAUGGAGUAUUUUCCAAAAUAAGAUUGAAUUAGUGAGUUCUGUUUAAUGAAAGAAUUUUAAUGAUAGUUUUGAAAAUGAAUGAAAAAACCGUUAAAUAGUUCUUAUAAAUUUCUUAGCAUUCUUUUCUGGUAGAAUGAAGAAUGCGAAAAAUUACCACAAAUAAAGUUUUUUUUUUUUUUAAAUUGUUGUCCGAAAAAUCACCACAAAAUGAAGUUGUGGUGAUUUUUUAAUUCUUAUCAGUUGAUUGAUAUAUUAAAUCUCAAAUCAAUCGAAAAAAGCUUUGAUAUUAGCACUUGCCAAAAAUGAAUAAAUUAUCAUAAUCUUUUAAAAACUUUUUUUUAAAAAAAAUGCUUAGAAAAGGAGGUAAAAAAAGGUUUCAACUUUUCUAUUUUCCCAAAAUGAUACUUAUUUCAAGAUUAUUUCUUCAUAGAAUUUAUCGUUUAAAGUCAUUUCAAAUGAUUCAGAUCUAUCAUAUAUCUUGUGUUAAACACAAGGGUUGUUAUCUAUUUUAAUGUCCCCCUUGAGUUUUUCGCCAAUAUAGUAACCAAAACAAAAGAGCAGAGUUAUUCUUCUAGCAAUCUUACGGACAAUAUUGUUUACCUUGUCAACCAUCUUGAUAUUUUUGACACUAUGGGAAUAUUGGCAUUCUCGACGACAUGAAAGGGCACAUUAAAGUCUAUUUCAAUCCAUAUUUUGUGGGCGAUUCCCGUUUUUAUCUCUUCAUCAAUGAUAUCUAAACAUCGGCGUUUCGCCCGGUCGUGGACCAUUUUACUGUGAUAAUUACAUUAUCAGAGCCAUUUGAACAAUACUUGUAGAAUCUCAUCAUCUGCGCAGCUGGGAAAUGUAUUCAUUGUGUUUUAAAUGUCCCUUAUAAAGGAAAUAAUGUGCUUUCCCUAUUAUGAUCAUCAUUAUUGGAUAUAUGUAUAUAUAAAUGGAUCAAUUUUGUCCUUGCCAUUCAUUGUCCUCGUCUCCGUCCACCUUUGGAUUUCCACACCAUUUCUACUUACAUUUAUUUUUCGAAGUUUAAUACUAGAAUCUUAUUAAUUAUAAAAACGAUUUUCUCUUCCCCAAAGAUUUAUAAUAUAUAGAAUUAAAAGGAUAAGAAAUAUGUCGAAACUGUAAAAUACUUGUAAAAGAACUUAAUGACAUUUUCACUCAUUCAAUAUCAUCUAUUCUCUUGAAUUCGUGUAAAUAUUUAUUUAAUGACACUGCAAAUGGCAAAAAAAAAAAUAUUUUUUAAAUAGAAUUCACAGAAAUCGUCUAUUGUCAUUUAAUUCUUUCAAAAAAAGUAUUUAUUAGAUGGCUUUGCACUGUUGAAGAAAAAUAAUGAUAUUAAGAAAAAUAUCGUUUGUGCAACAUAGAAGAAUUUGUAGAUUUUAAUUGUUUAUUGUUGUCUAAUAACCUUAAUAUUUCUUUUUGAUUUCAGUCUAUAAAUUGUCAUACAAUGAUAAAGCAAUUUUACAAGUUGUUAUAGUCACGUAAUUAGCGUACUUGACAUGCUACGAUGUAAAAAAAAAUUUUUUAAAAAAGAGAGGAUCUUACGUUUGCAAGAUUAUCUCUUUUUUUCCUCUUUGUAGAAUGUUCAAAGAACUAAAAAAAAUGAUUAUCGAGAAAAAUUUGCCAUGUAUCAUUGGAGCUUAAUUAUAACUCCAUUAUAUUGUUUAAUAUAACUGUUCUAAAUUUCUUUUUUGGGGGGAAGGGGAGAUUUUAUUGAAAAAUAAUCAUGUAAGUAAAAUAUAAUAUUUUACUGCCAUCAUUUAUUUAUUAUUUUAUUAAUGUAAUACUAAACAUCGACAAUGAAUAUUAUCGGUGUUCAAUUAUCAAUAUAACUUGCACUUCUCUGAUAUAAUAUUUUAUCAAUUGUAUGACAUAUAUUAACAUUUUCAUAUUGCAUUUUCUGUGUGUUCUGAUGUGUAAAAUACAUUAAUAAUGUUUACCGAUUUCUCAUUUUAAAAUGGUUUUCUCCCUUACAACGUCCAAAGCUUGCUUCAUUGAAUUUCAAAUUGCGCAACAUAACAUUUAUUACGAAAGCUAAAUCUAUGAUUGAAUAAAAUGAUAUUAUUCUUUUGACAUUGUUUACCGCAGAAUUUAGAUACCUAAGAGCUUUCUAAUUAUCUGUAAUAGAUUAAUAGAAUCUGUUAAUUUCUUUCUUUCUAUCACUGAUUCUUUUCUUUCUGUUUUUCAAGUAUCUAUUCUCAAUCUCAUGCUUCAGUAUAUGGAUUACUUCCCUUUUAAAAGUACUUAGAAUUUUUUAAAAUUCAGUCUCUACAAAUUAAUAGCUUAUUUAUUUCUGGAGACUGAAUUUUUAAAAAAAUCCUAAGAUCCUUUAUAAAAUCCUUUUGGUACAUUUAUCAUUCAAUUUAUAGCAUUCUUUUUAAUAUUUAUUUGGCAAAAAAUAUCUUUAUGAUAGUCUAAUGGAGUCAAUUUAUGUAACAUGAUUAAAAAGAAAGUAUAUAUCAUUCGAAUAUGCAGCUAACUACAUGAUACAAGAUUCAUGUGUCUGCCAUUUAAUUUAUUAUUCGCUUCAGAAAACCAUGACUAUCACUUCUACUAUUCAAAGGAUUUACUCUUCACGAUUUCACUACUCAAAUGAAUAAUAAGCUGUGAACAAUAGCCUGCUUCUUAUAUGUCCAUUUAUAGAAAAAAAUAAUUUAUAAUUUUUUAAAAUAUACCAAAGAUAGAGCAAAUUAGUAAAUGAUAAUAAGAUGAAAUGAGACUUAAAAUCGAGAAGUUCUUUCAAAACCGACUGCAAGGUUCUCACAGAACAUAUAGAACAAAAAGCGAGUUAAGAAAAAUGUGUUGAAAAUUAAUAAUUGUUUAGAUUUUUGGCUGUUAUAUUGUAAAAGAAAAAAGAUAAUUGUAAAAGAAAAUGUAUAUUAGAUUUCCACUGUACAAUUUUUAGUUAUUAAAAACAUGGAUAAUGAAAACUUUAAGUUUUUUAAGCUCAUGUUAAACUUAAAAUUUAAAAAAAGUUUUUUUUCCAAACACAUUAAUGUAAAUACUUAUAAACCAAAUUCAUUAAAAUAAGAGAUUAAAUUAGCAAAAUUAUAAAUUCAAAAACCGCCAAUAAAAUUUUAAUUAGGGUUCAUCUGACAAUUUCAACCCAAAUCUAAACAGAAAACGUUUUUAAAUGAAUUACACAAAAUUUAAUAAAAAAACAGCAAAAACUUAAUUAAAUUUCGAUUAAACGAAAUAGAAUUACACUAUCGAAGAAAAAAAAUUAUUUCAAUAAACAAGAAUUGCUUUUAUAGCUAUGACCAACGAUUAUAUAAUAUGCAUUAGAUUUAGACUUUGGAUUACAGCUUGAGACUUUACAUAAAUCAUGUGAACAUGAAUUGAAUCCAUGAAUGUCAUUUUUUAAUCACUUUUAUAAUAAUCUUAUAUGUGAUAUUCUUAAGUUUCCACUUUCUUAUUUUAAAAUGAUUUUUGUAAAAGAAAAUGAAUUCGCAGACGAAUUCAAAGCUUCGAAGGAAAAAAAUACCCCAAAAUAAAUUUAUUAUUUGUGGUAUUUCUGAUUGAUCAUUCGUAUAAUUAUAUUCAUUAUUUAUAUUUAGAUUCAACUUUACUGUAUUUAAUCAUUUUAAAUUAUUUGUGUGCAUUAGUUCGUUUUUCUUUUGUGUUUUAUGUAUUGUUAGAACCUGUAAAAAUAACUUAUUUGUAAUUUUAAUCUUUUUUUUUUUAACUUUGA
Argiope bruennichi is the source of this 7165-nucleotide messenger RNA. RefSeq lists its product as uncharacterized. The transcript has 11 exons. Gene Ontology annotation, cellular component: plasma membrane. Gene Ontology annotation, molecular function: protein binding. The record is from RefSeq and is a predicted model, not a curated record. The coding region runs from base 33 to 1481 and encodes 482 amino acids. Lineage: Eukaryota; Metazoa; Arthropoda; Arachnida; Araneae; Araneidae.